Messenger RNA from Lutzomyia longipalpis, 1868 nucleotides. RefSeq lists its product as uncharacterized. The record is from RefSeq and is a predicted model, not a curated record. NCBI's taxonomy places the organism in Eukaryota, Metazoa, Arthropoda, Insecta, Diptera, Psychodidae. The coding region runs from base 4 to 1665 and encodes 553 amino acids. Gene Ontology annotation, biological process: neurogenesis. Gene Ontology annotation, molecular function: protein binding. The transcript has 3 exons. Gene Ontology annotation, cellular component: cytosol.
GUUAUGACUUUCUGGAGACUAUUUAGUUUGCCUUUGGGGCUCCAUCGAGUCGGUACUAAGCGGAAUAAAAAAAACUGGAAUUUAGAGGCAAUGGCUGAGGGUCCAGCUCCAGUAGAGUUAGCGGAAGAGGUCAGAGAAGAUCCGGAAGAUAACAGAGUUGAUCGCUUAGUGAACCGCGAUGGAAGCCUCUCACGCUUUAGGGAUUACCUCCUGGAUGAAGAAACGUCCGAUAUGACGUUCAUUGUUGGUCCUGAACGUGUCCUGAUGGCGGCACAUCAAACAAUAAUUUCCCAUUCAUCCCUUGAGCUGGACAGGCAACUGGAGAAACAGAAUCCAGAGAAGCCAGACAUUGCCAUCCUGGACAUUUCCCCGGAUGUGUGGAUGAUUGUGCUGAAAUACAUGUAUGGUGUCCCAAUUGAGCCUCUGUUGACGCAUGAAAAUAUCCUUGGAUGCCUCAAAUGUGCUGUGAGGUACCAAAUCUGGCCACUGCGGGAUAAAUGUGCUUACUACAUUCGCUCAAAUUUGCUUCUUGUGGACGACAACGUCCCCGUCAGCAUGCUACACAGCGUCAACAUCAACGAAGCCAUUCAGCUACGUCGGCAUAUCCGUGCAAAUGGUGGGAUUAACAUUUAUACAAUUCAGUGGAGCUAUGUCUUUGAUAUAGCCUACCAUGGUUUAGCACCGAAGGUAGUGAGGCGUCUGGCUAUACUGAGUCUCCGGAACUUGAGCAACGUCCUCUUGUGUGAUAGCAUUGUUGCGUGGUUCAAGGAGGAAUGCCGGGAAAGACGAAUCCCGCGGAAUAAUAGAGAUCUCCGCACAUUCCUCAUUCGUCGGCUGCCACAUCUCAAUUUUCCCGCCAUGACCCCAGGGGAGUUCUACAGCUGCCUCGACUUCUGCGAUGAGCUCAAACUGACUCCCUCGCAGAGGGAAUUCCUUCGCGAGGAGGUACACGAAAGGAGACGUGCUGUGCUCACAGACAACAAGGAUACACAAAAGAAUCGAAGAGCUUUGCGAUCAUCCUACAUGGAUGCCAUUGUAAAGGGUCCAAAGUCGGGAAUUUUCGAGAUUCCCUUCCUGCGGAAUGUUCAGGAUCUGCAGCCAAUUAAUGCAACAACGGCGAAUCUCGAUCGUUCAGCCAUAACAUUCUCAUGCGACAAGGUGAUCAUCGUGCAUGGCUUCGGUGUGCCCGUUUUUAAGGGGCAUCCGGGUGAGAUGACGGUGGUAUUUGUCUCAAAAAAAUCACGAUUGCUGGAAAGAACAAUCUCCAGCGGGGUACGACGCAUCUUCAGCAAUACGCACGACAUUCUCUAUCUCUUCCUCAGGGAUCCCAUCCUUAUUGAGGCCAAAACAGAGUACACAAUGCACAUUAGAGCCUACAAUGGGACGUGCACCGUGAUUGGGGACUAUAUGAAUGAAUUCAAGAUAAAUGAGAUCACAUUUAGCUUCCACUCCUUCCAGGAAUCCUUUACACAUGCUAUUUUUAUGCUCUUCGAAGAUCCAAGGAUGUUCGUUGAGCAGAAUGCCCUGACUCUCCUGGAUUUGAUGGCAUUCGUUCGUCGGCCGAGCUUCUCAUCAGACAGCUCAUCGGAUUCCCUGAAGGACCUGCUUCAAGGGCAAGUUGUGUAUUUCUACAAUGCGGAUAGAAAGGCUGAAAGCCGUGCCUAAUGAUUCACCUGGAAGUACCUGAAAUGGAUGAUCCCAAAGCCUUCUUGACGAAAGAGAUGAAAUCUCAUGAAAUAUUUCGAAUAUUUCAAUAUUUUUUUUUGUAAAUUGUCUGUGUAGAGUAAUUUGUAAUGUCCUUUUUAAUUUUUAAUUGUAUCUUAUACGCCUUUAGGGGCUUCCACGAAUAAACAAAGAGAUUCACAGAA